This is a messenger RNA of Suncus etruscus (white-toothed pygmy shrew), 975 nucleotides long. RefSeq names its product GTPase, IMAP family member 2 (gene GIMAP2). The transcript has a single exon. Gene Ontology annotation, cellular component: endoplasmic reticulum. NCBI's taxonomy places the organism in Eukaryota, Metazoa, Chordata, Mammalia, Eulipotyphla, Soricidae. Gene Ontology annotation, molecular function: GTP binding. The record is from RefSeq and is a predicted model, not a curated record. Bases 1 to 975 code for a protein of 324 amino acids.
AUGAAGAACCAACAUGCCAGAGGAUCAGAGUUAAGAAUCAUUCUGGUGGGCAAGUCAGGAAGUGGUAAAAGUGCCACUGGAAAUAGCAUCCUCAGGAAGCAAGUAUUCAAGUCCAGGCUGGGGGCCCAGGGCAUAACGAAAAAGUGCAGUGAAAGUCGGGGCAACUGGGAAGAGACAAACCUGAUCAUUAUUGACACACCGGACAUAUUUUCUGAGGAGGAUCACUCAGAUGCCCUGUACAAAGAGGUGCAGAGGUGCUACUGGCUCUCUGCACCAGGACCCCAUGCACUGAUCCUAGUGAUACAGCUUGGCCGGUUCACCACCCAAGAUCAUCAGGCUGUACAGAAAGUGAAGGAGAUCUUUGGAGAGGAUGUCAUGGGACAUACAAUUAUCCUCUUCACACGCAAUGAAGACCUUGAAGGAGGGUCCUUGAUGGAGUACAUCCACAGCUCAGAUAACAAAGCCCUGAGAGAGCUACUGGCAACAUGUGGAGGACGAGUCUGUGCAUUCAAUAAUCAUGCAAAAGGGAGCCAUCAGGAUGAUCAAAUAAAGGGGCUGAUGGAAGUAAUAGGAGACCUGAUGAUAGAGAGAGGGGGUGAUCACUAUAUCAAUGAAUUGUACAGCCUAGUAAAUAGAUCAAAAUGUACAUCUGAGUCAUCAGAGGAAAGAUUACAGGAUUUCAAAGGGCAUCUUAUAAAGUACAUGGAGAUUCAGCGACAUCGUUCAACUGUGGCCAACACAAAUUGCCUAAAAGCAUCUCUAAUCACAACACUAGUGUGUAUUUUAUUCUGCCUUCAGUUGUUUGGGAAACUCCUAAUUAUGUUUUGUGAACUCUCCAAAAUAUGUACCUUUUUUCUCUGCUUUUUUUUUAGAAUGUGUUCUUGGUCCUGGAGCUUACUAUUAAUUAUCCCCCAAAAAUUAAUGAUGGUUUUGAGAUAUAUCACUGGUCCUGCACGCAAGAAUCCUAAAUUAUAA